Messenger RNA from Eublepharis macularius, 369 nucleotides. RefSeq lists its product as uncharacterized. Gene Ontology annotation, molecular function: structural constituent of chromatin; DNA binding; protein heterodimerization activity. The record is from RefSeq and is a predicted model, not a curated record. Bases 1 to 369 code for a protein of 122 amino acids. The transcript has a single exon. Gene Ontology annotation, cellular component: nucleosome. NCBI's taxonomy places the organism in Eukaryota, Metazoa, Chordata, Lepidosauria, Squamata, Eublepharidae.
AUGGCUGCUGCUACUAAGAGAUACCUUCGCAGGAGAAAGCGAUUCAGGGCACAGACCCGGAGAAGGCAUGCAGGGCGAAAGAGACCUAUGAAGUCUGUGAAAAGCAGCAAAAGGCAGAAGCGCUCUGCUAGAAUUCGUGCCAAGAUGGCAACAAGACUGCGGACUGGCAGAAUGCGAAUGACCAGAGAUGCUUGGGGCAUGUUGCACUCCUUUGUAGAUGGUAUCUACAAAAAAGUGUCUGGGGAAGCUGAACGCCUCAGAAGAAAAGGUGGGCGCCCUUCCAUCAUCUCCUCAGAUGUGCAAAGUGCCUUGAGACAAGUCAUGCCAAGGAAAUACACCAGGCGUGUUGCCUACAGCAAAUCUCGUUAG